GUGACGUCAUUUCAAGGGAAAAUGAAACCUACUGAACAGAAAGUAAACGUGACAGAACUGACAAAGCAACUCCACUGACGAACUGCAGAUCUUCUGAACAACAUCCUCUCUAUCAGCCAUAUUCCUAAAUCAGGAUGUCAGUGCAGUUCUCUGGUUGGGAGGUGGUCGACGAUGGUGCUUCUUUUUCUGGUGUGGAGCUGGAGCCGUCCCAGAAACCCCAAAACAAGGGCGUCUACAAAAUGUACCAUGGGACCAGCGUUGCCAUCGCACGGCUCAUCAUUGCCAAUGGCUUUCAGCAGUCAACACGUGGCAUGCUGGGAAGAGGCGUGUAUGUGAGUCGUAACAUAAAAAAGGCAGCUCAUUAUCCAUUGAAUAGUAGCACUACAGACCGUGUGGUGCUUCAGUUACACGUGCGUGUUGGCCGUGUCAAGCGCAUUGACACGGACAACCAUCCCAUGCAGUUCACCUGGAACAUGAAUGGCUACGACACUGCCUGGGUGCCCCCAAAUAUUGGCCUCAUAGCUGUGCGCAGCGGCCUAGAGGAGGACUGUGUGUUUGACCCCAAAAGAGUGAAGGUGGUGGGCAUCGCAAAGGCACCAGACACCACCAUACAGAAAGAGCUUCAACAGCUUAUAACGAAAACAUCCAAAAAACACGGACAAGGAGGCGACGGUGCUGCUGAUGUGUGUUCACUGUGUAAGAGGAAGACCCAGCAGGGUUCUUCACACAUCAAGCAACAGUGCUGGGAGUGUGGGCAAAACAUCUGCAUUCUCAUGUCCAAGCAUUUCUGUCCAGCCAGACCUUGACGGGGGCGAGGGAAGAAGAUAUACAUGAAGAUUAGAAUAGCAAUUAUAAAUUCAGGGUGGGUUCCUUCCAUAAAACAAUAACUUUAAUUGGUGCAACAUCAGGAUCAGGACCAGAAUCAGAAUCUAGUUUAUUGCCAUGUAGGUUUUCAUGUACAAUGACUUUGCUUUGGUGUAUUGGUACAUAAUGUAAACAAAGAAAAUUAAAUAAAAAAUAAAAAGUAAGUACAAAAAUCAAGAAACAUGAAUAUAGAAUUGAAGAAAAAUACUAUAAAAAUAUGUAGCCUACCAUAUAUCUGAGUUUUUAGAAGUGGUCGUUUUGUGCAGAAUGUGCAAAGGUUCACAGUGUGAAGUAUAAAAUGAAUAUGCAAUGUUGUACGGAGAUAUAGUCCCAAAGAUGUGCGUUAAUGUAAUAUAUAUAGACGAAUGCACACGCACAAACACAUGUUGAAAUAGUUACAGCUGCUGGACAUAUUUUGGAGAUCUUUAUAAAUGAUCCACAAAAUAUCAUUCAUGAAUUCACACCAGCUUAUAGUAAACCAUACUCUUAUUUUUACCGCACUAGCUUUAUAUGCUGUGAGCAAGAUGCAUUAUAAUAAUGUGCAACGCUAAAUAACUUGACUAUGUGGUGUAAAUUUUGAAAAAUGUAACUGAAAUGACAAAACCAAUGCCAAUAAAUGUCAUUGUUAUAUUAUCAGACCCA
Messenger RNA from Sebastes umbrosus (honeycomb rockfish), 1506 nucleotides. RefSeq lists its product as uncharacterized. Gene Ontology annotation, cellular component: cytoplasm. The record is from RefSeq and is a predicted model, not a curated record. Bases 135 to 806 code for a protein of 223 amino acids. The transcript is spliced from 2 exons. Gene Ontology annotation, molecular function: NAD+ poly-ADP-ribosyltransferase activity. Lineage: Eukaryota; Metazoa; Chordata; Actinopteri; Perciformes; Sebastidae.